This is a messenger RNA of Loxodonta africana (African savanna elephant), 9314 nucleotides long. RefSeq names its product protein tyrosine phosphatase domain containing 1 (gene PTPDC1). The record is from RefSeq and is a predicted model, not a curated record. NCBI's taxonomy places the organism in Eukaryota, Metazoa, Chordata, Mammalia, Proboscidea, Elephantidae. Gene Ontology annotation, cellular component: cytoplasm. The coding region runs from base 1212 to 3476 and encodes 754 amino acids. Gene Ontology annotation, biological process: cilium assembly; protein dephosphorylation. The transcript has 9 exons. Gene Ontology annotation, molecular function: protein tyrosine phosphatase activity; protein tyrosine/serine/threonine phosphatase activity.
GGCAGUUCUGCUCUGUGCUAUAGGGUUGCUAUGAGUCGGAAUCAGCUCGACAGCAAUGGGUUUUUUGUUUUGAGUAUAUAAAAUUUGAAUCUGACGGUAAAAUUUUAGUGAGCUUGAAAUUUUAGAAGGAUCAAGAUUUGUGAAUUGAUUUUUUUCUCAUAAAAAAUAAAUGCCUCGAGGGAAUUUAUUAACUAGGGCUGAAUUUAAUUACCAUUGAUAGUUUAUUGGUGUAAAAAAAUUGAACAGGUUUUUAGAGCCUUUAAAAAAAUUCAUAGCCAUUUAAUGAGCUAUUAAAAUUGGAGUGUAUUGACUCUGCUAAUCACUGAAGUCCAAAUAAUAAACAUGAUUUUACAAAGGAAAAUAUUGAAAUUAUUACUUAGAAAAACCUUAAUAUUGUAUAAGGAUCAACUCCAUAAUAUUUUCUGGUUAUGUGCUUGCAUUUUGUGAAAAUAACUUUAUAGUUUACGAAAUUCUAGAACUGAUUUUUCUGUAUUCUUGUCAAUAUUUGAACUGAGGUAUAGUCUGUGACUAUUGGUUGCACAUGUGUUUUCCAUUUGUUGAGAUGGUCUUUAUUAUAAUUUCUGUAAUUUGCAACUGUAUGGUAGUAGAAAGGACACUGAACUUGAAGCCAAAAGUUGGGAAUUUAACUGCCAACUAUGCCACUUACUGUGUAACUAUAGGCAAGUACUUUAAUCUUACUGAAAUAGCUUCACAUCUUUAAAUUAGGGAAUAAUAAUAACUACUUCAGAGUUCCGGGCUGGCAUAGUUAAGCCUGUGACCGCUAACCAAUUGGCGGUUCUAAUCCACCCAGAGGCACCUCGGAAGACAGGCCUGGUGAUCAACUUUAAAGUCACAGCCCUCAAAAACCCUGUGGAUAUGGAGCUCAGCUCUACUCUGAAGCACAUGGGACUCUGAUAACGUGGAUGAAUCUGGAGGAAGUUGUACUGAGUGAAAUAAGUCAAUCAUGAAAAGACAAAUACACACAGAAAGCAAAGUUCUUUGAUGGUUACCAGGGAUGGGAGGGAGAGGAAGGGAGAAUCACUUUCGAGAUGGUAGACACCUGUUACUUUUGGUGAUGGGAAAGGCAAGGCCAAAUACGGGUGGUUACAUUAGCUAACUGGACGACACAGGCCUAGCACGUUGUGGAUUAUUAAUAAAGAAUACUCAAAAGGUAGACUUUCAAAAAAUAAUUUUUUUCCCAACAGAAUAUCAUGGCUACAGGAGUCUUACCACAAAAUGAACAACCAUAUUCCACAUUAGUGAAUAGCAGUGGGUAUGCUGCAAGCAAGAAAGGAAAUUCAGGACGCCCAACACCAAAGUACACAAAAGUAGGGGAGCGUUUGCGACAUGUCAUUCCUGGACACAUGGCCUGUUCCAUGGCAUGUGGUGGUAGAGCCUGCAAGUAUGAAAACCCAGCCCGCUGGAGCGAUCAGGAGCAAGCCAUUAAGGGGGUCUACUCAUCCUGGGUCACUGAUAACAUACUGGCCAUGGCUCGCCCAUCCACGGAGCUCAUGGAAAAGUACCACAUCAUCGAGCAGUUCCUAAGCUGUGGCAUAAAAACAAUAAUUAACCUUCAGCGUCCUGGUGAGCAUGCUAGCUGUGGGAACCCCCUGGAACAAGAAAGUGGUUUCACUUACCAUCCUGAAGCUUUCAUGGAGGCUGGCAUAUAUUUCUAUAAUUUCGGAUGGAAGGAUUAUGGUGUGGCAUCUCUUACUACAAUCUUGGAUAUGGUGAAGGUGAUGACAUUUGCCUUACAGGAAGGAAGAGUAGCUAUUCAUUGUCACGCAGGGCUUGGUCGAACAGGUGUUUUAAUAGCAUGUUACUUAGUUUUUGCAACAAGAAUGACUGCUGACCAAGCAAUUAUAUUUGUUCGGGCAAAGCGACCCAAUUCCAUACAAACUAGAGGACAACUACUAUGUGUAAGAGAAUUUACACAGUUUUUGAUUCCUCUUCGCAAUAUAUUUUCUUGCUGUGAUCCCAAAGCACAUGCCGUCACCUUAGCUCAAUAUCUGAUUCGCCAGCGUCACCUGCUUCAUGGUUAUGAAGCACGACUUUUGAAACAUGUGCCAAAAAUUAUUCACCUCGUCUGCAAAUUGCUGCUGGACUUAGCUGAGAACAGGCCGGUGGUGAAGGAGAAAAUGUUAGAAGUACCAGACCUCUCUGCUGAAAUUGAAAAGACAGUUUCUGAGAUGGUCACAGUGCAACUGGAUAAAGAGUUCAUGAGGCAUGACAGCGAUGCAUCAGACCCUUGCAGCCCCAUGGCAGCAGCGGCAGCUUUUGAGAAUCAGGAUGACAUUCUUUCCAGUGAGCAAGUACUUGAUCCCCUUUGGAAGAGGAGGAAUGUUGAAUGCCUGCAACCACUGACUCGUUUGAAAAGGCAGCUCAGCUACAGUGACUCAGAUUUAAAGCGGGCUGAGUUACUUUUGGAGCAAGGUGUGACACCACGGACGGUGCCUGCCCAAGUCUUGCUUUGCCAUAACUUCAAGCAACAGAAAACCAUAAGCCAUUGUUAUGUUCCACAGUCUCCACAGCUAGAUUUAAAUAAAGAAACUUUGGUACAGAAUACAUUUUCUUUCUGGAAUCAGGCUAAGUUUGGGGGCUUGGAAGGACUCAAAGAUGAUGAAUUACCACUUUUUCCGAGGAGGGAUAUUCCAAAGGAAAUACAGCGGAGUAGAACCUUUUCUUCAGGUGUCUCAAGUUUAUACAACCCUGGAGAACCAGUUACACCCAACUUUGCAAAUACCCAUAAGGAACAAAACCAUUCUCACCAGCAAGUGAACAACUGUCAGCGUGAAACUCCUGGCAGUUGGGGCCAGGAGUCCAUCCUGGUGGGUAGUGGAACUUGCUGCCCCUCUGUAAACUGUGACUCUACUCCUAAAGUGAAAUUUUGCGUUGGACAUGAAAACAGAGACAGCAAAAAUCUGGCUGAAGUAGCUCCGCAGGUUGCUUUGCAAACUGAAUUGAGUAUUGAAGCAAGGAGAAUACUGGCAGCCAAAGCCCUGGCCAAUUUAAAUGAGUUUGUAGAAAAGGAAGAAGUGAAAAGGAAGGUAGAAAUGUGGCAGAAAGAACUAAAUUCCCGAGAUGGAGCUUGGGAAAAAAUAUGUGGCGAACGGGAUCCCUUCAUCCUAUGCAGUUUAAUGUGGUCUUGGGUAGAACAACUGAAGGAGCCUGUAAUCACCAAAGAGGACGUGGACAUGCUGGUUGACAGGCACGCAGAUGCCGCCGAAGCGUUGUUUUUAUUAGAGAAGGGACAGCACCAGACGAUUCUUUGCAUUUUACAUUGCAUAGUGAGUCUUCAGACGGUUCCUGUGGAUGUGGAGGAAGCAUUCCUGGCCCAUGCCAUUAAAGCUUUCACUAAGGUUAAUUUCGAUUCUGAAAAUGGACCAGUAGUUUACAACACCCUAAAGAAAAUAUUUAAACACGCGCUGGAAGAAAAAAGAAAAAUGACAAAAGAUGGCCCUAAGCCCGAUGUUUAGUCAAGCUGCCUUUCCUCACAUGAUGCGUACUUCAGACCUGAAGACGCAGAUAACACUUCUGUUCCUUUGUAACUGAGCUGACGUUUGUAGAGCUACAUUUUCUCAUAGCGCUUUACUAACAAUAUUGUUGGUUUAUGUCGCAAAUGAUCUUUUCUGUUUGGAGCUGUUAUUUAUUUUAAAAUAUCCUUGAGCUACAUUUCUGUGUUGGAAAAUUGCCAUGAAGUUGGUGCCCCUUUCUUUUAUUUAUUUAACUGAAAUAAUAUUGUUGUAUUAACAUUUUAAGUAUGUGGUGUUUACAUCUUUAUUCUUUUUGACAUUUUGGAAAAAGUUGUAACUCUUCUUUCCAAAACAAUUAUUUUGUUGACAGACCUCUUCCUAGAGUUGUUACCAAAUAGAUCAUUUUAAUUGUAAAACCUCACUGUGUAUCCAUUCCACUUUGAAACACUAUCUAAAGAAGUCACCAAGUGUCUUAAAAAUGUUUUAUAUUUGUUACUAAUAAGAUUUGUUUAUACAGCAUUUUUAGAGGAAUUUUUAAAAAUUUUGAAAGUUUUGGUUGUUUUAUAAAUCUGGCAAAAGUUUUCAAAGUGUAUUGUUUUUCAAGGUGAUUGAAUUUUAUGUUAAGAAUUGAAUGUGAAAUGGUUGGGUUUUUCUUUUUUCCUUGUAGAAAGUAGAUCUGCUCUCUUUGUCAGUAUCCCAGACAACCUUUCUAGCCUUUGCCAUCACAAGAAGGCAAGAACAGUUCUCAAGACAUUAGCCUUAUUUCCAGUCCACUGAGUUGCUGCUUAGCCAAAUCGCCAUCUUGACACCGGAAGUAGGGCCAGAGACAGACAGUGUGGGCAGCUCCUAAGAAGCAAGACUCACCUUUUUACUCCCAAUGAUUGCACAGAAAGCAGAGCUGUGGCUGAGGACAGCCUCAAAGGGGAGGCUCGGGUCGGCCUGCCCUGCUCUGUUUGGGGUGCCGCAACCAUUCCUGAAGCUAGCUGCAGGAAGACAUGCCUGGGCCACUGUUCAUGCUGAGCAUACAUUUGCCUGAGCAGCCCAGCCCUGGCCCCAUACCUUCCAAAUCUGAGAUUUCAUAGGCCCACUUACUCAGGGCUCUAACUUUGGCUGAAUUUUUGCUAUGAGAAUUAAGAUUUUUAAAUUGAAUUUGACCCAUGGAGGUUAUAUUCAUCCUACUGGCUUUAGAUAACAAGGGGUGGCCACCUAAACUAGGUCCUUCCAGACCAAACUAUCAAUCAACAACCAAAGCUAUAACUUAUUUAAAUGAAUGGGGGUAUCAUAGCUCAAGUCACAUCAAAAAUAUUUUAGUCAUUAUCCAUCUUAUUAAUUCUGAUGGCAAAUGCUAAAUACAGUUCUCUGACACUCUGCUUGAAUUUUCUGAUGAAAUCUAAUCCAAUGAAUUUUAAUGAGCUGGAUUGGCCAUUCCUGAAAUCUCUCAUUUUCAAGUGCCUGAUCUGGGAAAGAAGGAGAGAAAAUAAUUACAUUUUACCCAAUGGUAUAUUAUAAAGAUACAUUUUUUACCCAAAGAAAAAAAUGCUAGCCCUAAUCUCACUAAGCUCUGUGUGACAGGUGACAUCCAUGGCCCAUUUGACAAACUGGUUAUUUGCUUAUGCAUCUGAAACAUUCAUUCCAAAUUAAAGAAGAAACACUGUAAAGACACGAUGUGAUUAUAGAAGUGCACAUCUAAAAAUCUAACUUAACCAGCCAUGAAAUAGAGAUAAGACUGGGGAAAUAGAAGAUUUAUUAUAUAAGGCCAUAUAUAUAUAUCGUAUUUGAAUAAAAGUGAAAAGAACAACCCACAACCCUUGUCUUCUACGUCUUUAACUUGGUGAUCAUGAGCAUAAUGCAUAUCUUGAUGAUAAAGAUGAAAUUCUACUAUUAAAUUAUCCUGAUAGGCAGAUUGAGCUUCAGGCUAAAUAGUCAGCUAGUCAGUUCAGAGUGUCUAAGGAUGGCGGGACCAGGAUAGGAGAGUUCCUAGGCAGAUGGUUGAGGAAAUUCUCCAGGCUAAGAUUCUUACCUUCCUAUAUUUGAAUGGGUGAGAAGUUAAAUAAGUUCUUUGUGGCCCCAAAAUAUGGAAAUCUUACCUCUUAAAAAACAUUAUAGUGUUGCUAAAUUCACCUCAGCCACAGUGGGGGAAGAGUAAGAGCACAUACACAUUAAGAACUUGCUACCUAUCCUGGUCAAAAGGGGGGAAAUGCGAAGCAGAAUUUCAAAAUCUCAUGGGCUCCAGACUUUCUAUAGUCAACUGAUUUUUGAAAAGGGUGCUAAGUCCAUUCAGUAGGGAAAAAAGAGUAUUUUUAAUAAAUGAUAUUGGGAAAAUUGGAUUUCCACAUGCAGAAAAAUGAAACAGGAUCCAUGCCUCACACCAUACACACAAACAAAUUCAAAAUGCACUAAACACCUAAACAUAAAAACUAAAACCAUAAAACUCAUAGAAGAAAAUGCAGAGGCAAUGCUGUCAGGCCUGGCUUUUAACAGUGAAAUAUAUAAUGACAAAAGCAUAAACAGCAAAAGAUACAUAAAUGGGACCUCAUAAAAAUUAAAACCUUUUAUUCAUCAAAAGACUACCAAAGUGAAAAGACAAGCUACCAACUGGAAGAAUAUCUUUGGAAACCACAUAUCUGAUAAGAAUAUUAAAUAUAUAUAUAUAUAUAUAUAAAACUUCGACAACUUAAAAACAAAAAGGCAGUGCAAUCAUAAAAUGGGCAAAGGGCUUAAAUAAACAUUUCACCAAAGAGGACAUUCAAAUGGCCACCAAACACAUGAAAAAAUGUUCAACAUCAUUAGCCAUCAGAGAGAUGCAAAUGAAAACAACGAGAUACCAUUUCACUCCCACCAGGAUGGCUAAGAUUAAAAGAAAAAAAAAAAUGUUGGCAAGGAUAUGAGAAAAUUGGAACCCUUAUCCAUUGCUGGUGGGAAUGCAAAAUGGUACAGCCAUUAUGGAAAACUGUGGUGGUUCCUCAAAAAGCUAAAAUUCCAGCAAUUCCACUCCUAGGCAUAUACCCGAAAGACUUGAAAACAGAGACUCAAACAGAGACUUGUAUACCAAUGUUCACUGCAGCACUACUCACAAUAACCAAAAGAUGAAAACAACCUAAAUGUCCAGCAGAUGAAUGAAUAAACAAAAUGUGGUACAUGUAUACAAUGGAAUGCUACUCAGCCUGUAGAAGAAAUGAAGUCUUGAUACAUGCCACAAUAUGGAUGGAGCUUGAAGCCAUGCUCCUUUUGUCAAUCACAAAAGGACAAAUAUUGUAUGACUUCACUUUUUUUUUUUUUCACUUAUAUAAAAAGCCAAGAACAGGCAAAUGUAUAGAGACCAUAGUUUAUUAGUGGUUACCAGAGGUGGGAGUAGUUGCUUAUGGAGUACUGAGUUUUGGUUUAUGGUGAUGGGAUAAUUGCAUUGAUGAUGCGUAGGGUUGCACGGCUGGUUAUUGUAAUUGCUGUCAAUAAAGUUGUACACCUGUAAAAAGUCAAAUUGGCAAAAGUUGUGUGAUAAAUGUAUUCAUGACAAUGACCAAAAAAAAAAACGCUGCUGAGGCUGCUCAUGUAUAACCAAACACCUCAUGGAAUUUUGUUCCCUGGUUUGGAGUAGUGUCGUGGUUUCAUGGGUUAUCCCAGAUAAUUAGCCUAGUAAUAUGUUUAGUGCUUUUUUUUGCCACCUAGUUCAUUGCUUGGUGCCUGGGGUCUUAAAAACUUACAAGUGGCCAUUCAAGCUACAACAGUUGGUCUUUAUUUGCCUGGAGCAACAGAGGAAGAAGGAGAAUCAGGAAUGGGAGGAGGAUAUGGAAUGCGUGGCUAAUUGUUUCCAUAAGCAACUGACUCCUUUGCCAUGAGACCAGAACUGGAGGGUGCUGGCUACGAUUACUGAACAUUUGGAUCAAAGAUUCUGUAGAAUAAUCCUGAUCAGACGGGGGAAAAUGCAGAACAGAAUUUUAAAUUCUCAUAGACUCCAGACUUUCUGGAUCCAUGGUGGCUAGAUGAACCCCUGAAACUAUUGCCACAUAUCUGUGAGUUUAUCGUACGGUGGUGGCUUGCUUGUUGCUCUGAUACUGGAAACUUUGCAACCAGUGUUUCAAAUACCAGCAGGAUCACCCUUGGUGGACAGGUUUCAGCUGAGCUUCCAGACUAAGGCAGACUAGGAAGAAGGACAUGGCUGUCUACUUCUGAAAAAAUUGUCUAGGGAAAAACUUAUGAAUAGCAGUGAAGCAUUGUCUGAUAUAGUGCCAAAAGAUGAGCCCCUCAGGUUGGAAGGCUCUCAAAAUACGACUAGGGAAGAGCUGCCUCCUCAAAGUAGAGUUGACCUUGAUGACGUGGAUGGAGUCAAGUUUUUGGGACCUUCAUUUGCUGAUGUGGCAUAACUCAAAAUGGGAAGAAACAGCUGCAAGUAUCCAUUAAUAAUAGGAAUGUUAAAUGUACAAAAUAUGAAUCUAGAAAAUUGAAAGUCAACAAAAAUGAGAUGUAACACACAAAGAUUGAUAUCCUAGGCAUUAGUGAGCUGAAAUGGACUGGUAUUGGCCAUUUUGAAUCAGAUAAUUAUAUGGUCUACUAUUCUGGGAAUGACAAAUUGAAGAGGAAUGGCAUUGCGUUCAUCACCAAAAAGAACCUUCCAAGAUCUAUCUGGAAAUACAACACUGUCAGUGAUGGGAUAAUAUCCAUACAUCUACAAGGAAGACCACUUAAUAUGACUAAUUCAAAUUUAUGCACAAACCACUAAGGCCAAAGAUGAAGAAAUUGAAGAUUUUUACCAACUUCUGCAGCCUGAAAUUGAUCAAAUAUGCAAUCAAGAUUCAUUGAUAAUUACUGGUGAUUAGAUUGUGGACGUUGGAAACAAAGAAGGAAAACACAGCCUUGGUGAUAGAACCGACGAUGGAGAUUGCAUGAUAGAAUGUUGCAAGACCUACGACUUCUUCAUUGCAGAUACCUUUUUUCAACAAAUAAAUUGUAACUGUACACCUGGACCUCGCCAGAUGAAAUACCCAGGAAUCCAAUGAACUGCGUCUGUGGAAAGAGACAAUGAAAGACCUUAAUAUCAUCAGUCAGAACGAGGCCAGAGGCUGACUGCGGAACAGAGCAGCAAUUGCUCAUAUGCAAGUUCAAGUUGUUCGAUAAUUUUCGCAGUCAGUUGGAUCACCUUUCUUGGGAAUAGGCAUAAAUAUGGAUCUCUUGCAGUCGAUUGGCCAGGUAACUAUCUUCCAAAUUUCUUUAAGUGGACGAAUGAGCACUUCCAGCACUGCAUCUGUUUGUUGAAACAUCUCAGUUGAUAUUCCGUCAAUUCCUGGAGCCUUGUGUUUCGCCAAUGCCUUCAGUGCAGCUUGGACUUCUUCAGUACCGUUGGAUCUUGAUCAUAUGCUACCUCUUGAAAUGGUUGAAUGUCAACUAGUUCUUUUUGGUAUAAUGACUGUAUAUUCCUUCCAUAUUAUUUUGAUGCUUCCUGCGUCAUUUAAUAUUUUCCCCAUAGAAUCCUUCACUAUUGCAACUCGAGGCUUGAAUUUUUUCUUCAGUUCUUUCAGUUUGAGAAACACCAAACACUUUCUCCCUUUUCGUUUUCUAUCUCCAGGUCUUUGCACAUGUCAUUAUAAUACUUCACUUUGUCUUCUUGAGCCACCCUUUGAAAUCUUUUGCUCACUUCUCUUACUUCAUCAUUUCUUCCUUGUCCUUUAGCUGCUUGAUAUUUGUGAGCAAGUUUCAGAGUCACCUCUGACAUCCAUCUUGGUCUUUUCUUUCUUUCCUGUCUUUUCGAUGACUCUUGCUUUCUUCAUGUAUGAUGUCCUUGAUAUCAUUCCACAACUUGUCUGGUCUUCAGUCACUAGUGUUCAAUGUGUCAAAUCUAUUCCUCAG